AUGUUGCUCAAGCCCGCGACACCCCUCACCAUCUUGCUAUUCAUCGCUUUUGCGUUAAUGCUAAUCACCUGCAUCUCCACCCCCAUCGUGAAGGGCAUUCCCCUCGCGACCUAUAAAAAUGUCGAUUACGGUGUUUUUGGAUACUGCGACAAGAAUUCGUGUACCGGAAUUUCCGUGGGAUACACAAGCACGAACGAUGGAAACGAAUUCGAUCUCCCCUCGAGUACCCGCAAAUCUCUCUCGGCCAUCCUGGUCGUUCACCCUAUCGCUGCCUUCUUGAACCUCAUUUGCCUCUGCCUAGCCGCCGCGGCGCACUUCCAUGGCCCCUCGCAUUCCCCGCGCUUCCUACUGGCCCUACUCAUCCUCCUCUUGCCCACACUUCUGGUCACCCUUCUUGCCUUCCUGGUCGACAUUCUACUUUUCGUGCCGCAUUUGAAAUGGGGUGGUUGGAUUGUACUCGCGGCGACCAUUCUCCUCGUCUCCUGCGCGGUCGUCACUUGCGCUAUGCGCCGGACCCUCGUCAGCCGUAAGGCCAGGAAGAACCGCAUCGCAGAAAACGCAGAGAUGAGUGGAGAGAACUAUUACAAUCGACAGAACGCAGCCGCAGCAGCGAUAACGAACGAUUUCCCUCCAAUCCCCGAUACGAAGGAACCCAUGGUAUCUGGAUCGUCCACCGAAGAGCCAUCGUUCGCCGCAUUCCGCACCACUACUCGAGAAAGUGAUGAUGACCGCACGCCGCUCAAUACCCGUACUGCAUUAAACGAUGUUCCCCCGCCCCCAGACCGUCGUGGAACUCCGUACCGCGCACAGGAUGAGGGUCUGCCUCCUACCGGCCCUUAUGGCGCUGGGCCAGGUGCUGGUCAAAUGAUGCGUAACCCAUCUGACCCUCGUCUUCGUUCUCAGUACUCCGAUGGUAGCAUAGGCCGACAAGGCACUCCCCCUGGAUUCGCUGCACCUGGGUUUGCUCCGCGUGGCCGGGGUGGAUACCCUCCCCGCGGCGCCUACCGCGGUGGCCCUUACAACGGUCCCCCUCGAAGCCGCGGCGGCUAUAUGGGUCCUAUGACUCCAAGAGGUCGCGGUGGACCGCCUCGGGGACCACCCCGUGGUGGGUAUGGGUAUGCGACUCCCCCAAACCGUGGCUUUGAUCCGUAUAGCCGACCGCUACCUGCCGACCAGGUCUAUGAGCCUCAUAACAUGGCAGCUGCUGGUCCAAUGCGCGAACCUUCUCCUGGCCCGAUCGGAAUGGCGGUGUCACCCGAAGCCGUAGGCCAGGCCAUUGAAAUGACCCACCAGCCACGGUAUCAUGCCGACCAUGAUUCGAUGGCCAUGCGUUCUGACUCCCAACCUCAUGCUGUGUCCGUGGAUGGUCACAAUAUGCCGCUUGAGAGCCCGACAAGCGAAUAUAGUCGUCCUGAUUCUUUUGUCCCAGCUCGUGCCGCAUGGGGUGCAAAUGAUGGUCGCCGUACUCUUUCACCUCGCCCGCCCCCAUCACCCGUGCAUACGACAACUCCCGGGGUUGCUUACUACGAGGACGUAGAUCCUCGGUUCGACCGUCAACCUUCACCUCAACCUCAGAAUGCCCAACAUCCUUCGGCUCUCACUCCUGGAGCAGUCCACUUUUGA
Messenger RNA from Penicillium odoratum, 1623 nucleotides. RefSeq names its product putative pH signal transduction protein PalI. The record is from RefSeq and is a predicted model, not a curated record. The transcript is spliced from 4 exons. The coding region runs from base 1 to 1623 and encodes 540 amino acids. Gene Ontology annotation, cellular component: growing cell tip; cell division site; plasma membrane. NCBI's taxonomy places the organism in Eukaryota, Fungi, Ascomycota, Eurotiomycetes, Eurotiales, Aspergillaceae.